This is a messenger RNA of Gryllus bimaculatus (two-spotted cricket), 714 nucleotides long. The record is from the annotation of a GenBank genome assembly. NCBI's taxonomy places the organism in Eukaryota, Metazoa, Arthropoda, Insecta, Orthoptera, Gryllidae.
AUGAAAUCAGCAGCUGUUUGUUCAGCGUCCAACAGCUUAUAUCCGAGUCCAACAGCUGUUGGCUCAAGGUCCAAAUCUGCUCGGGCGUCUGAGAGCUACAGCUGCAGGUUCAUAAUGCGUCAUCCGCUGGGCGCGUGCGCAGGGGCGGGGCUGCUGCCGGGGCCCGUGGAGGAGCUGCACGCGACGCGCGUGGACGACGAAGGCACGACGUUACAGUGGGAGCCCCCACGCGACGCCAGCAACGUCACCUACUACGAGGUGCACUACCAGAAGGCCGACAACACGUCCAUGCACGAGACGCUGUCUCGUCUGCAGAACCGCCUGAACGUGACGGCGACGACCGCCGAGCUGCAAGGACUGGAGGCCGGCUCGCUCUACACGUUCUUCGUGGUGUCGCACAACGCGCACGGCUCGUCGCUGCCCUCGGCCGUGCUCCUGCUCAACAUCACGCACACCGAGACGAGCGGCCGUGGCAUCGCCGCCGUCACCUCGCCGCCGCACUCGCUGGCCGUGGCGAGCCACAGCGCCACGUGGCUUACGGUGGCGUGGCAGCCGCCCGAGUUCAGCCUGCCCUCCGAGCACAUCACCUACAGGUUGCUGUGGAAGUCGGCGGCCGACGCGGACCUCCAGCUGGUGGUGACGAGCGUCACGUCGCACAUGCUGGAGAAACUGCAGCCCAACACGCAGUACAUCGUGUACGUGGUGGCCGUCACC